Messenger RNA from Phragmites australis (common reed), 2087 nucleotides. RefSeq names its product transcription factor HBP-1b(c1)-like. The record is from RefSeq and is a predicted model, not a curated record. The transcript has 11 exons. Gene Ontology annotation, molecular function: DNA-binding transcription factor activity; sequence-specific DNA binding. Bases 334 to 1734 code for a protein of 466 amino acids. NCBI's taxonomy places the organism in Eukaryota, Viridiplantae, Streptophyta, Magnoliopsida, Poales, Poaceae. Gene Ontology annotation, biological process: DNA-templated transcription; regulation of DNA-templated transcription.
GGCAACCUCUGCUGCCGCCUGUGGAGUGGACGGGCCCUCCUCCAUUUCCUCCUCUUCCCUUCCCCCAAACACAACCGGUCGCUUCCUCAACCCGCCACCGCUUCACCCUCCUCCUCACCUCCCACCUCGCAGCCCUGUCAAAUCGCUGAACUGAUCGGGCGCAAAAGUCCAAACUUUUUGGACAGGACCCUGCUGGUGGUGGCGGCGGUGUUGGUGUUGGUGUAUCUUGGAGAGAGAAUCCUUGCUUCUUCUUGAGAUGGUUGUUUUGAUGUGUGAGCCUGCGAGGUGAGGCGAUGGCGGCGCCGGGGGUUGCAUGCUGAUUGAUGGUGGCGGAUGGAAAGUAGGCGAGGAGGGGCGGCGGCGGCGGAAGAUGCGGGCGGGGCGAUGCCGAGCUUUGGGCCUCAGCACGCCAUCCACACAGAUGUGAACAUCAUGCAACCUUCUCGAGUUACUGACUUCGGUGCGCUUGCACAGUCUGCUGGAUUUCGAAUAGAAGAUCUUGCUAAUCUUAGUACAAACACUUCGUUCAAUCUGAAGCCAAAUACUCAUACAGUUAACAACGAUCCUCUUCAGUUUGGAAGUUACGGAAAGCCUAUUUCUCCGUCUCAUAUAAAUACUACAGCAGCCGCAACAUCAGCAGCAAGAAUUGGCCCUCAGUCGCUAACACAGCAAACAGGAGCACAGCCAAAUCUGGUGGCUUUAACAACUGGUAACAUCGAGAACUGGGAAGAGUUAGCUAUGGCUGAUAGUCCCAGGACUGACACGUCAACAGAUCCAGACACUGAUGAGAGGAAUCAGAUGUUUGAACAAGGACUGCUUGCUGGCCCCACAGCUUCUGAUUCUAGUGACAGAUCAAGGGACAAACUAGAUCAGAAGACACUUCGCCGUCUUGCCCAAAAUCGUGAAGCUGCCAGGAAAAGCCGUUUAAGAAAGAAGGCAUACGUCCAAAACCUUGAGAGUAGCAGACUGAAACUUACUCAGUUAGAGCAAGAGCUUCAGCGGGCUCGUCAGCAGGGUAUUUUUAUUUCGAUGUCUGGAGAUCAACCUCAAUCAACGAGCGGAAAUGGAGCUUUGGCGUUCGACAUGGAGUAUGCACGCUGGUUGGAGGAGCACAACAAGCAUAUAAAUGAGUUGAGGGCUUCAGUCAAUGCUCAUGCUGGCGAUAACGAUCUUCGGAGUAUUGUUGAUAGCAUCAUGGCACAGUACAACGAAAUUUUCAGGCUCAAGGGUGUAGCAGCCAAAGCAGAUGUUUUUCAUGUGCUGUCUGGGAUGUGGAAGACCCCUGCUGAGAGGUGUUUCAUGUGGUUAGGUGGCUUCCGAUCAUCUGAGCUUCUUAAGUUACUGGCAGGCCAGCUAGAGCCUCUUACUGAUCAGCAGCUUGUUGGUAUAUCCAACCUGCAACAGUCCUCCCAACAAGCUGAAGAUGCUCUUUCUCAAGGGAUGGAAGCAUUACAACAGUCGCUUGCAGAGACUCUAGCAUCUGGAUCCCUGGGCCCAGCUGGACCUUCUGGCAAUGUUGCCAAUUACAUGGGACAGAUGGCGAUGGCUAUGGGAAAACUCGGCACCCUCGAAAACUUCUUACGACAGGCUGAUAAUCUGCGGCUGCAAACACUUCAGCAAAUGCAACGAAUAUUAACCACCCGCCAAUCUGCACGAGCUCUGCUUGCAAUAAGCGACUACUUCUCUCGACUACGUGCUUUGAGUUCUCUUUGGCUUGCCCGUCCACGGGAAUAAAUUCAAUUAAUUCAUAAAUAGGGUAGUUUUAGGCAUUGUCUCUAGUGUUGUAUUAGUCCACUAGUUUCUUUACAUUUCUCAUGUGUUGGAGAGAGAUUUGGAUCAGGAACUUCUCAUGUAUGUGUUCAAGUGGAUGUUCAGUGCAUAUUGUAGAUGAUUUCAUAUUAUGAGUUAUUGGACAGGUUUGUAACAUUUUUGAAAAAAAAUGGAGUUGUAAAUACUUGCGGAAUAACCUAAGAUCUUAGUAAGGGAUGAUAUUUGCGUAUAUAGUCGACGAAUAGAUCAGUGCAACCUCACUGUUGGGCAAUACAGAGAGUACAUGUCAGAUUAAUAGUUCAAUAUCUGUUUGCUGA